Diospyros lotus (date-plum) is the source of this 993-nucleotide messenger RNA. Its product is annotated as glucuronoxylan 4-O-methyltransferase 2. The transcript has a single exon. Gene Ontology annotation, biological process: xylan biosynthetic process. Lineage: Eukaryota; Viridiplantae; Streptophyta; Magnoliopsida; Ericales; Ebenaceae. The record is from RefSeq and is a predicted model, not a curated record. Bases 1 to 993 code for a protein of 330 amino acids.
AUGCCACCAGAGGUGUCUCCUUGCCAUCCUGUUGUCACACCCUUAAUUCAGUUUCUACCUCAAGAGCCAUCCAGAUCAAACUCCAAUCGGCCUCCCUUCCAGACCAAAUUCCGGGGAACGAAGAGGAUGCUUAUCACCAAGAAGAAACUCAUUCCUCUUCUUAUUUUUGUCCUCUCAGGCAUCUCCAUCCUCAGACUUUUUAAAAUCUCAGUAACUACUUUGUUUUCUUCUCCCCUUUCUGCUGCUUUGCCUCCAACUUAUCGACGCGUGUGUUCUUCUACCAUUCCAGCGUGCAGGAUGAUAGCUCCACCGACACGAGGGCCUUCAAAUAGUCUCCCUAUCUCCUCAUCCAGUGCUGCCAACCUCACCGAGAAAGAGUAUCACCUUCUGUCAAACAUUAUUUCUCUUAGAGCCCCUUGCAGCCUCCUCUUUUUUGGCCUUGAACCCCAGUAUGUUAACCUCUCAGCAUCAGUCAAUGCUGGUGGCACCACCGUUUUCCUAGAGGAUGAUCCGGAGAAGCUGAGCACAAUCAGAACAAAUUACAGCAAUACUAAGAUUUACAGAGUUGAGUACAAGACACUUGCCAGAGACGCUUACAAGCUGCUCAAGGAAGGUAGGCAAAACCCGGCUUGUGCGUUGCAGUCAGGGCCGCUGAGACAGUCCAGCUGCCCGCUAGCUCUGACUAGACUGCCGAGGAAAGUAUACAAGCAGAGGUGGGAUGUGCUGGUGGUGGAUGGACCCAGGGGGGAUGCCCCAGAUGCACCAGGCAGGAUGGCUGCAAUCUACACGGCUGCUAUGAUGGCUAGAGCCGGGAACAUAACAGAUGUGGUGGUGCACGAUGUUGAUCGAAUGGUUGAGAAAUGGUUUGCUUGGGAGUUUCUAUGCGAUGAGAACUUGGUUUCUUCCAAAGGGAAACUCUGGAACUUCAGGAUAGCGGGCAGAUCAAACACAACCAAGUUUUGCCCUGCCACGACAACUCUAGCAGUGUCAUAG